GGCCUGUGUCGUCUCCCAGAAAAGGCCGAGGCGGCAGCUCUGCGCGGGGCGAGGAGGACAGCGAGCGCGCCCGCCCGCCCGUGGGGGAGAGGGAAGGCUGCCUUCCCCGCACCGUGCGCGCCGAUACACUGAGACCCAGCGGCUGGCGGGUGUGGUGUGAAUAAGCAGCGCCUCGGCGCCCUGGGCGCGCCUCUUGCGCCUCUUUUCCGUUUGCAUUGGCCUCGCAGCUUCAGCCUCAGAGCGCCGGCCGCCCGUGCCGCGCCGCUCCGUGCCGCGCUCGUGGUCGCCCUUGCUGCUGCUCCCUGCAGUGGAGACAGCGCAUCCUCGCGCGGAGGCAGCAGCGCGACCUCGGCUUUCUGGCGGACAACACCUCCACGGAUCUACCUGCUCGCGGGAGAGAUGAUCUGGGAAAGGGGAUCUCCCCUCUUCUGACCUGCCAAGCGCCCCCUGCUCUUCCUCUCUCUUCCCCGCCCUCGUUCGGCUCGCCACUGAUUCAUUGAUUGGUUCAUCUUUUGGGGGUUAAUGCUCCAUCCAUCCCAAGGGCAAACAGCAUUGCCGUCCCAGCAGUCUCAGCAGUCCUACCCGUUUGGCUCACCCGAGCAGGGGAGAGGAUGCUCAGCCCGAGGCGGUCUCUGAUCUGAGUCGGGGGCUUCCAAUACACGCACGUCAACCGAGGCUUUGGGGUUCGCUGCUCUCCGCUUUUCCCUUCCCCGUUGCAGCGCGGCCGUUCUCGCCUUGAGGAGGAAGAACUAGCCAAAAGGCUUUGGGGUGGUCGGCUUGUUUGUGGUUCUCCAAACCAGUUGGCAGGGGCACCUUCUCGAAAUCGGAGGGGAACAAACAAUGACCCAUCCGGCUUUCAAGUGCCUCCAGCGCCGCUCCUUUGCUUGCCCACUGCAACAUCUCUCCAGAUGACCCACGAAUAGGUAGUUGCCCACUAGGGCAACAUUCAGAAUGACGAUUCUGGGUGGUUUCGCAUUGCUUCCCCGGGAGUAUUUCAAGCGACUGGAUAUGCUGCCUCUUUAGUACCUUGCUGACUACCAGACCCUCUUGCAGUGGGAGGAUCGCCCUGACCAGAGAUAAAAGAAGGACUUGCAGUGGUGGCCUCUUGAUGCUUGCAAAGUUGCGUUCCUGCUAGAUGAUGAUCUUGGCUUAAGGUGGAGGAGGAAGAACAGUAGUAAUCUAGGUGCCUUUUCCUCCUUUGCUUUCUAUGCAUGCCAGUGUCGUGCUCUCAGUUAUUCAUGCGCCAGCAAGUGGCCAAAGCACCGCAGACUUGAGAGAAAAUGACAGAACAGGAAUGCCUGCCAGAAGAGCAACCUUCCAUAGGGAGGGGAGCUUGCCUCCUAGCUCUGUGUGUAGCUAUUUAAAGCCUGCAGGCAGAAAGAAUUGACCUAUUCUCAUCCUCUGGAGGGAAGGGGAUGCAACGGGCUGUCCAGCUGGCUUCAAAGAGCAAUUUGAAUUCCAUUAUCACUGGGAACUUUGUUUUAAUUGGAGUCAGGCAGGACGAACGUGUCAAAAGUGCUUGAAAUUUUGCCUCUCUGUAUGCCUCCCCCUGACACUGUACUCCUUGCCAUAGUGUGAGAGAUGUGGCUGGGAAGCGUCGGCUCUUCCUUGCCAUGAGUGGGACUCCAUGUGGUUGAUUCCCUCUCCCUGCCUUAUAGCCUGUUCUACAAUCCCUCCUCCUUAUCCUCUGCCCUAGCAGGGCAUGUCCCGCUCUAACAGUGUCAGCCCUCCGGGGUCUGGAGCCCCUACUGCGCCCAGUGGUGGAGGUGCAGAACAGCAUCGCUCUGCCUGGGGAGAAGCUGACUCCAGAGCCAAUGGAUAUUCCUACCCUCCUCCUUCCAGGGCCUCAGUCAAGAAAGCAUCGCGUAUGGCAAGCAGGUGGAGGAGUGAGGAAGAGUAUGAUCUGCCGAGCAGCAGGAACCAUGGGGUAACUGGCUGCAGGAUGAUGAGCUUCAGGUCCAAAUCUGCGUGGCAGGAUCAUGGGGACGACAGGAGCCUGCCAUCACGCAGGGCAGGAGACCCUUCCCUUGCCACGAGUCCUAGGCGCUACGGUGGGGAGCAGGGAGAAGUGCGUCCGCGGUCUGUGGAGCUGGGGCUGGAGGAGAAGCGAAUCAAGGCCAAGAUUGAUGAACUGGCAGAGGAGGAGGACCAGCUGGACGACGAGGCUGGGUCUGAGGUGGCCUUCUCCAUGGGCAGCUGCUGUGGCAGCCUGCUGCACAUCUUCAGGUCGAAGAAGUUCCAGUCAGAAAAGCUGGAGCACCUCUACCAGCGCUAUUUCUUCCGGCUCAAUCAGAGCAGCCUGACCAUGCUGAUGGCAGUGCUAGUCUUGGUGUGUCUGGUCAUGCUGCUCUUCCACACAGUCCAUGGCCACUACCAGGUGCCCUAUGUGGUGGUGCUGUCUCUGGCCAUCCUGCUGAUGGUGACCUUGGGUGCUGUCUGCAAUCGCAAUGAUUUCCACCAGGACCAUAUGUGGCUCAUGUGCUACUCUGUCAUUUUGGUGGUGUUGGCGGUGCAAGUGGUCGGCUGCUUGCUGAUGCAGCCCAGGAGUGCCUCGGAGGGCAUCUGGUGGACUGUCUUCUUCAUCUACAGCAUCUACACCUUGCUGCCAGUCAGGAUGAGGGCUGCCGUUAUCAGUGGUGUAGUGUUGUCUGCCAUUCACCUGGCCAUUUCUCUCAAAAUUAAUGCAGAAGACGAAUUUUUAUUGAAACAGCUGGUGUCCAACAUCCUCAUCUUCACCUGCACGAACAUUGUUGGGGUGUGCACACACUACCCAGCAGAGGUGUCCCAAAGACAGGCAUUCCAGGAGACCAGGGAAUGCAUUCAGGCUCGCCUGCAUUCUCAGAGGGAAAACCAGCAGCAGGAGCGCCUCCUGCUCUCUGUACUUCCUCGCCAUGUUGCCAUGGAGAUGAAAGCUGACAUUAAUGCCAAAAAAGAAGAUAUGAUGUUUCAUAAAAUUUACAUCCAGAAGCAUGACAAUGUCAGCAUUCUCUUUGCAGACAUUGAGGGAUUUACCAGUCUGGCCUCCCAGUGCACUGCUCAGGAGCUGGUGAUGACGCUGAAUGAACUCUUUGCCCGAUUCGAUAAACUUGCAGCUGAGAAUCACUGUUUACGUAUAAAAAUCCUAGGAGAUUGCUAUUACUGUGUGUCUGGACUUCCCGAGGCAAGAGCAGACCACGCACACUGCUGUGUUGAAAUGGGAAUGGAUAUGAUAGAGGCUAUCUCAUUAGUGCGAGAGGUGACGGGGGUCAAUGUGAACAUGCGUGUGGGGAUCCACAGCGGGAGAGUCCACUGUGGAGUCUUGGGCCUUCGGAAAUGGCAGUUCGACGUGUGGUCAAAUGACGUCACAUUAGCCAAUCACAUGGAAGCUGGCGGCAAAGCAGGGCGCAUCCACAUAACAAAGGCUACACUGAACUAUCUGAAUGGUGACUAUGAAGUGGAGCUGGGUUUUGGAGGGGAACGGAAUGCGUACCUCAAGGAGCACAGCAUAGAGACCUUCCUCAUUGUGCAAUGCAGCCAGAAAAGGAAAGAUGAGAAAGCAACAAUAGCCAAGAUGAACCGCCAGCGUGCUAAUUCCAUCGGGCACAACCCACCACACUGGGGAGUGGAUCGCUCCUUUUACAACCAUCUUGGCACUAACCAAGUUUCCAAGGAGAUGAAAAGAAUGGGUUUUGAAGAUCCAAAAGACAAGAAUAUCCAAGAAAGUAUGAAUCCAGAAGAUGAGGUGGAUGAAUUCCUAGGACGUGCUAUUGAUGCCAGAAGUAUUGACCGGUUACGGUCUGAACAUGUUCGCAAGUUUCUAUUAACUUUCAGGGAGCUUGACUUGGAGAAGAAGUACUCCAAACAGGUGGAUGAUCGUUUUGGUGCAUAUGUGGCUUGUGCCUCCCUAGUCUUCCUCUUCAUCUGCUUCGUUCAAAUCACAAUCGUUCCACACUCCACAUUUAUGCUGGGAUUUUACUUGACCUGUUUUGUGAUCCUGACGACAGUAGUGUUUGUUUCUGUCAUUUACUCCUGCGUAAAGCUUUUUCCAGCUCCACUCCAGACACUGUCACGGAAGAUUGUUCAGUCCAGGACCAAUAACACUAUAGUUGGGGUCUUUACCAUUGUAUUAGUUUUCCUCUCAGCCUUUGUCAACAUGUUCACAUGCAGUACCUUGGACCUCCGUGCUUGUGUGGCUGCAGAGUAUAACAUCACUCCGCACGAGGUGAACGUGUGCCAUGUCAGGUACUCUGCUUCCAACCACAGCCUAGGGACAGCUCAGGGGCUCUGUGCCAGCUCCCAGCCAAGCUGCAACUUUCCAGAGUAUUUUACCUACAGUGUCUUACUGAGCCUCCUGGCCUGCUCCGUAUUCCUCCAGAUCAGCUGCAUUGGGAAACUCAUCUUGAUGUUGAUUAUUGAAUUUAUAUAUGUCCUCAUUGUGGAAGUCCCGGGGCUUACACUCUUCAAUAACGCAGAUCUUCUGGUUACAGCCAAUGCCAUUGUGUUUUCCAAUGCCACUGGGAAUGAAAUAUGUCCUCCAAGCGUAUCCAGAGUGGCCUUGAAGAUAGUGACCCCUGUAGUUAUCACAGUUUUCGUCUUGGCGGUAUAUCUCCACGCCCAGCAGGUGGAAUCCACAGCCCGGCUUGAUUUCCUUUGGAAGCUGCAGGCUACUGAAGAAAAGGAGGAAAUGGAGGAGCUGCAGGCCUACAACAGACGGCUUCUCCAUAACAUCUUGCCAAAGGACGUCGCAGCCCACUUCCUCGCACAGGAACGGCGGAACGACGAGCUGUACUACCAGUCCUGCGAGUGCGUGGCCGUGAUGUUUGCCUCCAUCAGCAACUUCUCAGAAUUCUAUGUAGAAUUAGAGGCCAACAAUGAAGGUGUGGAGUGCCUGAGGCUCCUCAAUGAAAUCAUUGCUGACUUCGACGAGAUAAUAAGUGAGGACCAGUUUCGCCAGCUGGAAAAGAUCAAAACUAUAGGCAGUACGUACAUGGCUGCGUCUGGCCUUAAUGAGUCCACCUAUGACAAAGUGGGCAAAACGCAUAUCAAGGCCCUGGCUGACUUUGCAAUGAGGUUAAUGGAUCAAAUGAAGUACAUCAAUGAGCAUUCGUUCAACAACUUCCAGAUGAAAAUAGGGCUCAAUAUUGGCCCAGUAGUCGCUGGGGUGAUAGGCGCACGUAAGCCCCAAUAUGAUAUUUGGGGGAACACUGUGAAUGUAGCCAGUCGCAUGGACAGCACAGGAGUGCCCGACAGGAUUCAGGUGACCACAGACAUGUAUCAGGUUUUAAUGGUGAACAACUAUCAACUAGAGUGCCGAGGGGUCGUUAAAGUCAAAGGUAAAGGAGAAAUGACCACCUACUUCCUAAAUGAAGGCCCACCAGCAAGUUAGCAGCAGUGGAAGAAAUGACUCAGAAAUGGCUUGGUUUGAUUCAAACACAAAUGGAAGGAAAAUCCACUGUUUAGCAGUGAAUGGAAUACCAACACAACUCGGUAUUUCCUCUGAUGCCUUUCUAGCAGGAUUGUGUGCAAGCAAAAACACUGUAUGGGCUCUGCAGCACACAAUUACCUAGCACUGCUCUGGAUUUCUUGUCUGGGUGGAGUGUGAGUGAAUUGACCAAAGAUUUACACUUAACAGAAUUCCAAGAUGAAGAUGUGGAUUGAAAUCCGAAAGGAAGCUGCUACGCAGAACUUGAGAUAUUUAAGUAUUUAUUUGAAGUAACACAAUGUUUUUACUUGGUUUGAAGGAAAGUAUGAUUCAUUGCAACACAAGAGAAAAAAUGAACAGCAUUACUUUGGAAAGGCUGUGCACUCCCAUACUAUUUCUGGCCUGUGCUGUCAGCUCCUUCAAGUGUGCCACUGUUCUUUUAUUAGCUGUUUGAGUGGGCUUUUAACAUUAAAAAUACUGCCCACUAUUGCUCUAUACAAAGGGCCUUUUUAUGAUGCCAUUCAUCAUGUUUUUAAAUGGAAAAGAUGCCUUGUUACAUACUCUCCUGCCAUUCCCUACUCUCACACAUGUAUGAGGUUUCUUCUUUUUUUAACCAGGACUGAUAUACUGAAAGGAGGGAGAGAGACAGUGCACUUACAGUGAGAAAAAUCAACUUUUCAAACUUAUUUAUUAUUUGAAAAGUCCUUCUCACACCUGGUCAGUGCAUAUCAGUUUACACAGGGAAGACCAGCUGUCAAUAUGAAAUGCUCAGAUAGGGAGGUCCUGCCACAAUGUAUGGGAUUGUUGUUUGGGGGAGGGAGGGCAAUUUUGUAUUUUGUAAUAUGGAACACUGAUAUCUAACAAAUAUCCCAAAAUGUGUUAUUUUGAAAAUGGCAUGUAUGGAACAGUCACUCCAACCAAGCAACAGUUCUCUGCAUCUGGUCGUGCUGCCAUGGAGCAUCAAAUGGCUAUGUGAAGGUGCAGGAAGGGGAGUCUCACUUCCGGCCAUCUACCUGAGCAGCUGGCAAAUGGUGCAGCGGCUCACAGCUGUGAGGCAAGGCAGGGGCAUCUACCCCAAGCCUCUCACAAUGGGCAGCUGAUCAGCAUCUAAGCCAGAAGCCCUUCCUGUGAGAACUGCUGUUCUAAAGAGGAGCCCAGAUGCUGUCCAAGCACUCCUUUUCUGCUUCUGGUUCACUGAGAAUCGAUCAAGUUUAGGAGAUGUUUCUGCCCGCCACCAAUGUCUCC
Varanus komodoensis (Komodo dragon) is the source of this 6646-nucleotide messenger RNA. It is a transcript of the gene ADCY5, whose product is annotated as adenylate cyclase 5. Gene Ontology annotation, cellular component: plasma membrane. Lineage: Eukaryota; Metazoa; Chordata; Lepidosauria; Squamata; Varanidae. Gene Ontology annotation, biological process: intracellular signal transduction; adenylate cyclase-inhibiting G protein-coupled receptor signaling pathway; adenylate cyclase-activating G protein-coupled receptor signaling pathway. Bases 1703 to 5365 code for a protein of 1220 amino acids. Gene Ontology annotation, molecular function: adenylate cyclase activity. The transcript has 21 exons. The record is from RefSeq and is a predicted model, not a curated record.